Molecule: messenger RNA, 732 nt
Organism: Choloepus didactylus (southern two-toed sloth)
Lineage: Eukaryota; Metazoa; Chordata; Mammalia; Pilosa; Megalonychidae
Product: U1 small nuclear ribonucleoprotein C-like
Exons: 1
Coding region: 23-502 (159 amino acids)
Biological process (GO): mRNA splicing, via spliceosome; mRNA 5'-splice site recognition; spliceosomal snRNP assembly
Cellular component (GO): nucleus; U1 snRNP
Molecular function (GO): zinc ion binding; pre-mRNA 5'-splice site binding
Source: RefSeq, a predicted model, not a curated record
GGUCAACGGCCUGCAGAGCAACAUGCCCAAGUUUUAUUGUGACUACUGCGAUACAUACCUCACCCAUGACUCUCCAUCUGUAAGAAAGACACACUGCAGUGGUAGGAAACACAAAGAGAAUGUGAAAGACUACUAUCAGAAAUGGAUGGAAGAGCAGGCGCAGAGCCUGAUUAACAAAACAACGGCUGCAUUUCAACAGGGAAAGAUACCUCCUACUCCAUUUUCUGCUCCUCCUCCUGCAGGGGCGAUGAUCCCACCUCCCCCCAGUCUCCCGGGCCCUCCUCGCCCUGGUAUGAUGCCAGCACCCCGUAUGGGGGGCCCUCCCAUGAUGCCAAUGAUGGGCCCUCCUCCUCCUGGGAUGAUGCCAGUGGGACCUGCUCCUGGAAUGAGGCCGCCCAUGGGAGGUCACAUGCCAAUGAUGCCUGGACCCCCAAUGAUGAGACCUCCUGCCCGUCCCAUGAUGGUACCCACUCGGCCAGGAAUGACCCGACCAGACAGAUAAGGAUAGAGGGAACCCUCUUUGAAUUAGUUUUUUAUUACCUGUUCUACUUCACCAGGAGAUACGGUGCUGUGACUCUGGGUGUUUUCUAACAGCAUGACAAGGAAGACUUGCUCCCCCUUCCUAUCAAAGAGAGCGUAGUUUUGGAGGGGAGUAGUGGGACAAAAAAAAGUAAUUUUCAUUUGUAUUGUGGAAAACAGAAAUAAAGUUGUCAGCUCUUACAGUUAAAAAAA